This is a messenger RNA of Eucalyptus grandis, 1515 nucleotides long. RefSeq lists its product as uncharacterized. Lineage: Eukaryota; Viridiplantae; Streptophyta; Magnoliopsida; Myrtales; Myrtaceae. The record is from RefSeq and is a predicted model, not a curated record. Bases 91 to 1251 code for a protein of 386 amino acids. Gene Ontology annotation, molecular function: nucleic acid binding. The transcript has 8 exons.
AAGAACCAGAAGAGGUUUUCUCUUCCGGUGCUCUCCCUCCGGCGAGACAACGGAGAACCCGCCUUUGCGGGAGCAGUUCCGGCGAAAGGAAUGGCAACUGUUUGCCUGCAAUGUGGGGACAAGGGCUUCGAUGUUGCUUUGAUCUAUUGUGUGGACUGUCAAAGUUAUGCUAUUCACCGCUAUUGCCUAGAAACCUUGCCUAAAAAUUUCGAUGAAUGUGUUGAAUGGUUUUGCGACGAUUGUCAACCCAAGCUCGGAAAGCCCAAAGCCAACGAGGAAAGUUGCUCUCCCCUGUCUGAAUUGGAUGACUUGCCAAACUUAAGGAUUGCAGAAUCAGUCCAAUGUUCAAAGAAUUCUAAUGAGUAUAUCCCUCCAGAAAAAUUGGGGAAGAAGAAGAAUAAGAAGAGGAAGAAGAGGGAGAAGAAUGAGCUCAAGCCCCAAAGGGAAAAAGAUGAGGAAAGAGGACAGUUAGGUGAUAAUGGCAUGGAAAGAUUGGGAAAGAAGAAGAAGGGAAAGAAGAGUAAGCUCAAGCCCCAAAGGGAAAAAGAUGAGGAAGGAGGACAGAUGGGCGAGAAGGGCAGUGGAACUACUUCGGGGCCACAAGUCAAAAAGACCAAAGAUAUACCUCUUAGUCAAGUUUCUGAAACUCGGUGCAGCAGAAACUAUGGAUAUAUGACAUUCCGCGAUUGUGAAUCUGUGAGAAGAGCUUGUGAAAAUCCCAGCUCAGUUAUUGAUGGCAGAAUGGCUCCCUGCAAUUUGGCUUCUCUCGGCCAGCCUCGGCCACCUCUUCCUUACGGGCAACUGAGACCUGUAACACCUCUGAUUGGAAGUGUGCAGGCUCCCAGGGCGAGUUACGUUGGGAAUCCUGUCUACCAGCAUCCGAGUUCUUAUGGUUAUCAGCCUGGAUAUGUCUAUCCUCCUUAUGGCUUCUGCCCUACAUAUUGGCCUAACUAUGUGCAUCCACAGCAUUACCUGCAAAGAUAUUGGGCACCAUCUGCAGAUAGAAGCGACAUACGCGCAUUUGGGCAGUCAGGUCAUCGACCUCCUGGUAAUCAUGGGCAUCCGAUGUUUCUUGGUUAUCGGAUGCCAGGUCAGCAUACUAUGCAACUUGGGGGGCCAAAUAUGACUGGAGGGACGACUGCUGCAGUUCCCACCAUUCGAGUGCCUUACCCUGCUGGGGAAUUCAGCAAACAAUGGGUUGAUUACGUUGGAGGGUCGUGGCGCAUGUGUCCCCCUUCACGUAGAGCUUGAAAGACAGUAUAGCUAACUUUUGAAUAACUUCCACUUUCUGCAGAGUUACGGGUAAUAUCAGUAUGCAUCUUUUCAUGCAUUAGAGCUACUAAGUGAUUCCCAGUUCCAGUGCCUAUCCAUGAUCCAUGAUAUGAUUCCCCAUUGCAGUGUUCAACUUGAAUUGAUUCAACAAUGAGAAUGAUACAAAUAUGCAAUCCAUCUCUCUAGGAAUUUCUUAACUUGUUUCAUAAAAAUUUAUUUGGGAUGGCGAUGAAGGGAUUGACU